This is a messenger RNA of Lepus europaeus (European hare), 7700 nucleotides long. RefSeq names its product HEAT repeat containing 5A (gene HEATR5A). The coding region runs from base 377 to 6520 and encodes 2047 amino acids. The transcript has 37 exons. NCBI's taxonomy places the organism in Eukaryota, Metazoa, Chordata, Mammalia, Lagomorpha, Leporidae. Gene Ontology annotation, biological process: endocytosis; intracellular protein localization; retrograde transport, endosome to Golgi. The record is from RefSeq and is a predicted model, not a curated record. Gene Ontology annotation, cellular component: Golgi apparatus; membrane; endocytic vesicle.
CCCGACGCUGCCGUGCUGCACCCCAGAGCCCGGAACGUGGCGGGACCCGGGCGGACGCUGAGCCGAGGGGGAGUCCGGCAGGCGAGCAGUCGGGGAUCCCGGGAGAGGGGCUGCUCGGGGCGCUGAGAGGGGCGGUGUCGGGGCUGCCUGCCUGCCGAGAGGAACUCGCACGGGGCCCGCACAGUACAUGUAGGAUCUAUAAAUGUUUCUGGAUCCUAGACAGGGAAGAAGGGCAUGGCUUUUCUGCUACAUUUUCCUGGUAUCUAUAAUUUCAUCAACUAGUCUUUUGGAAGGCUAGUGAAAGGAUUUUUGUUCCGAGGUAUAUUGGCUGAAGUCUGAGAAGAAUUGUGACUGGCUAGGAGAAUUUGCUCUAGGAAUGGAGUCGGCUCAUAGCUUAUUGCUAAAUGAAGAAGCAUACAAUCAACUAGGUGAAGUUCAGAAGGCAGAGUUUAUUUUUGAGUGGUUGAGAUAUUUGGAGAAGCUCUUGCUAGCAACCAGCAGGAGUGAUGUAAAGGAGAAGCAGAAGACUCUUGUGGAACAGCUUCUGUAUUUGUUGAACAGUUCCCCAGGGCCUCCUACCCGCAAACUUCUUGCUAAGAAUCUAGCCAUACUUUAUAGUAUCGGAGACACGUUCUCUGUUUAUGAGACAAUCGAUAAAUGUAAUGAUCUUAUUCGUAGCAAAGAUGAUUCUCCAAGUUAUCUUCCCACUAAACUUGCUGCCGUGGUAUGUUUGGGUUCCUUGUACAAGAAAUUGGGUAGAAUACUGGGUAACACCUUUACUGAUACAGUGGGGAAUAUUCUUAAAGCCAUGAAGAGCGCAGAGUCUCAAGGUCGUUAUGAGAUUAUGCUGAGUCUGCAAAAUAUAUUGAAAGGACUAGGAGCUGCUGCUACUCCUUGCCACAGAGAUGUUUAUAAAGCUGCUAGAUCCUGCUUAACGGAUAGAUCCAUGGCUGUUCGUUGCGCUGCUGCAAAGUGUCUCCUUGAACUUCAGAAUGAGGCCAUCUUUAUGUGGAGCACGGACCUGGACAGUGUGGCCACACUAUGUUUUAAGUCCUUUGAAGGUUCUAAUUAUGAUGUGCGGAUUUCAGUUUCAAAGCUACUUGGCACAGUAUUGGCUAAAGCUAUAAUUUCUAAACAUCCAGGAGCAGCAGCCUCACGUCAAAGCAUACGCAGAGCAACUCUGGAGGAAAUUUUGGAAUUACUAGGAACAGGGUUUCUACGUGGGAGUUCAGGCUUUCUUCGAGCCAGUGGCGAUAUGCUGAAAGGAACCAGUUCAGUCAGCAGAGAUGUUCGAGUUGGAGUUACUCAGGCUUAUGUGGUGUUUAUUUCAACACUAGGAGGAGCUUGGCUAGAGAAACAUUUUGCUGCCUUUCUUUCUCAUAUCCUAAGCCUUGCGUCACAGUCACACCCCAAAGCUACCCAAACUCAGAUUGAUGCUGUCUGCUGUCGUCGCUGUGUCUCAUUUAUCCUUCGAGCUACUAUAGGAGGCCUUCUUGGAGAAAAGGCUCAAAUUGCUGCUGCAAAGGAGAUUUGCCAGGCCAUCUGGAAGCUAAAGAAAGUUGUGGAUGCGGUAAUGAGUGAUGGUAAUUUGGAAACCCGGCUUGGUUCUGCAGAUGUAGCAGCUAGCCAGCAUAUGCUAGUAUGUGCUUUACAAGAACUUGGGAAUCUCAUACACAGUCUUGGCACCACAGCUGCACCUUUGCUACAGGAUUCAAGUGCAGGCCUUCUUGACAGUGUCAUUUCGGUUAUUCUUCAUCCUAGCAUUUCUGUUCGGCUAGCAGCAGCUUGGUGUUUACACUGCAUUGCUGUGGCAUUGCCGUCCUACCUAACGCCUCUCUUAGAUCGUUGCCUGGAGCGGCUCACUGUACUCAAGUCUUCACCUGAAGCGGUGACUGGCUUUAGUUUUGCUGUGGCAGCUUUGUUGGGAGCCGUGAAACAUUGUCCUUUAGGAAUUCCUCAUGGAAAGGGCAAGAUGAUUAUGACAUUAGCAGAGGAUUUGCUGUGUUCUGCUGCUCAAAAUAGUCGCCUUUCAGCUCAGCGCACACAAGCUGGAUGGUUGUUGAUUGCUGCUCUGAUGACAUUAGGUCCUGCAGUUGUCAGUCAUCACCUUGCCCGAGUUCUGCUGUUGUGGAAGUGUGUCUUUCCAGCAUCUCCUAAAGAUCUAGAAACGGAAAAGAGCCGAGGAGAUUCGUUUACAUGGCAGGUGACGCUGGAAGGACGAGCUGGUGCACUCUGUGCUGUCAAGAGCUUUGUUUCCUACUGUGGUGAUCUCCUCACUGAGGAAGUAAUUCAGCGUCUUCUUCCGCCACUUCCUUGUGCUGUGGAUUUGCUAACUCAGCUUUCUUCAAUAUUAAAAACAUAUGGAAGUCCUUUGAAAACACCAUCAAUAGUUUAUAGACAAAGGCUUUAUGAACUACUGAUUUUAUUACCUCCUGAAACCUAUGAAGGAAACCUCUGUGUCAUACUCAAAGAACUGGCUGCUGACCUGACUGCCUCUGAUAUCCAGGUGGCGGCGUCUACAUUUUUACUUCCUCCACUCUGUCAUCAGGAUGAUCUUCUGAUAUUAAGUCCUUUACUACAAGAAAAUGACCAUAGAUUUAUUGAAGAACAGCUGCUGCUUGGUAAUGGCAUUGCUUGUGGAAGUCUCGAAUAUGACCCUUACUCUAUUUAUGAGAAAGAUAUAGAUGGAGAUUCUGUGCCUAAACCUCUACCUCCAACAUUAUCAGUUAUUAGCUCUGCAGCCAAGCUCUUUGGGAUUGUUUGUGCUCAUGUGGGAGAAGCUCAAAGGCUUCUCACAUUGGAACAACUUUGGAACAGUAUAAAGCACACUAAAGGAGCUCGUCAGCAGGUAGUUCAGUUGCAUGUUGUUUCUUCAGUUUCUGGUUUCUUAAAGUACGUGGCUGCCUCUAAGGGAAGUUUAGGUCCAGAAGAAAUGAGAAGACUUGUCCUAACAUUAGUAACGGGAGCCCUGGAGAGUCCCAACCCCUUGUUGAGAUGUGCUGCUGCGGAGGCAUGGGCCAGAUUAGCCCAAGUGGUUGAUGAUGGAGGUUUCACUGCUGGAUUAGCUCAAAUUAGCUUUGACAAAUUGAAAUCAGCAAGGGAUGUGGUCACCAGAACAGGACACUCACUGGCUUUGGGGUCUCUACAUAGGUAUUUAGGAGGAAUGAGUUCUUCUCAACACUUGAAUUCUUGUGUUGGAGUCCUCUAUACUUUGUCUCAGGACAGCACGUCUCCGGAUGUGCAGACCUGGGCACUACAUUCUCUGUCAUUGAUAAUUGAUUCUGCUGGCCCACUCUUCAAUGCACAUGUGGAACCUACCCUUUCUCUUAUUAUAAUGUUGUUGUUAAAUGUGCCUCCCACACAUGCUGAAGUCCACCAAAGUCUUGGACGCUGUUUGAAUGCUCUUAUUACCACAUUAGGUCCAGAGCUACAAGGUAACAGUGCUUCAAUGUCUACCUUAAGGGCUUCCUGUCUGUUGGGUUGUGCAGUGAUGCAAGAUAACCCAGACUGCCUUGUGCAAGCCCAGGCCAUUUCUUGCCUUCAGCAGCUUCAUAUGUUUGCCCCACGAUAUGUCAACUUGUCUAACUUGGUUAACAGCCUCUGUGUGAAUCUUUGUAGUCCCUACUUGUUACUGAGAAGAGCAGUACUGGCUUGUUUACGUCAGCUUGUGCAGAGAGAAGCAGCUGAGGUUUCAGAACAUGCUGUUUUGUUUGCUAAGGACAGCAAAGAGAAGUUCAUUCCAGAUGCUAACAUCAGAGAAGUGGGCCUUGAAGGGGCUUUAUUGACCUUACUAGACAAAGAGACAGAUCAGAGGUUAUGCCAUGAUAUCAAAGAGACUUUGAAUCAUAUGCUUACAUCCAUGGCAGUGGAAAAGCUCUCCCUUUGGUUAAAGCUUUGUAAAGACGUACUUGCUGCAUCAGCUGAUUUUACUACUGUAACUUGUGUGGAUACAAUGCAAGAGGAAGACGGAGAUAAAGGGGAUGAUGACUCAGUCCUGACCACCAGAAAUGAUGAAAAAUCACAUCCUUUUACCAAUCCCAGAUGGGCUACUAGAGUCUUUGCUGCUGAAUGCGUUUGUAAGAUAAUCAGCCAGUGUGAAAAUGCCAGCAGUGCACAUUUUGACAUUACUUUGGCACAAGAAAUGAAAAAAAGGGAUUCAAGAAAUGACUUUUUGGUGCUACAUCUUGCUGACUUAAUUCGAAUGGCUUUUAUGGCUGCUACGGAUCACAGCGAUCAGCUCCGUCUUUCUGGCCUUGAAACACUGUUAGUUGUUAUUCGACGAUUUGCAAGUAUUCCAGAACCAGAGUUUCCAGGUCAUGUGAUUCUGGAACAGUAUCAAGCCAAUGUAGGAGCAGCACUUAGACCAGCCUUUACUUCAGAGACACCACCUGAUGUCACUGCCAAAGCAUGUCAGGUUUGCAGUGCCUGGAUAGCAAGUGGAGUUGUAAGUGACCUUAAUGAUCUCCGAAGAGUUCACCAGUUGCUGGUUUCAUCUCUAACAAAAAUACAGGCUGGAAAAGAAGCUCUGAGUCACUUGUAUAAUGAAAGUGCUUCUACCAUGGAGAUCUUAGCUGUGCUAAAAGCUUGGGCAGAGGUCUACAUAAUUGCUGUACAAAGACAUAAAAACAAUAAACAUCCUUUGAAGACUACCACUGGUUCAGAAGAAGGCAUCAGAAGAAGCGGGUCCUAUGCAUCAGAUGGACUGCUUGACUUAGUCCACACUGAUCUCGGCACACUAAGCAGACUCUGGCUUGCUGCCCUUCAGGAUUUUGCUCUCUUAACUUUGCCAUCAGAAUUUGCCUCCCAACUUCCUGUUGAAGGUGGUGCUUUCUACACAGCAGAGACAAGUGAAAAUGCCAAACUGCACUAUUCCAACUCCUGGGCACUAAUCCUGCACGCCACAGCAUUGUGGCUUACAAGCACAGGCUUUGUUGUUGCUGACCCAGAUGAAGGAGCAUCUCAUCUCUCCAGGCCUGUGACACCAACCUCCAUGUGUCAGGGCUCAUCAUCUGGAGCUCCUGUGAAAUCCCCUGAGGAUGUCUACACUGAUAGAGUCCAUCUUAUUUUAGGAAUCAGUGUGGAAUUUCUGUGUUCCUUACGUUCAGACGCAACCAUGGAAAGCAUAACUGCUUGUUUGCAUGCAUUACAGGCCCUUCUAGACGUUCCUUGGCCCAGAUGUAAAAUUGGCAGUGAUCAGGACUUGGGUAUUGAGUUGCUGAACGUGCUACAUCGAGUAAUUCUGACAAGAGAAUCACCUUCGAUUCAGUUGGCCUCACUUGAAGUGGUGAGGCAGAUUAUCUGCGCAGCACAAGAACAUGUGAAGGAGAAAAGGCGAAGUGCAGAAGUUGAUGAUGGGGCUGCUGAAAAGGAAACCCUGCCAGAGUUUGGAGAGGGAAAGGACACCGGAGGACUUGUGCCGGGAAAGUCGUUGGUGUUUGCAACCCUGGAGUUAUGUGUGUGCAUUCUAGUUAGGCAGCUCCCAGAACUAAAUCCGAAAUUGACAGGAAGCCUGGGAGUGAAAGCUACAAAGCCACAGGUGCUGGCGGAAGAUGGAAGUAGAUUGGUUUCAGCCGCUUUGGUCAUCCUCUCUGAACUUCCUGCAGUGUGCUCUCCUGAAGGAAGCAUCUCUGUUCUCCCUACUAUAUUGUACCUCACAAUCGGGGUCCUCAGAGAAACUGCCGUGAAGUUACCCGGGGGCCAGUUAUCUUCAACGGUUGCAGCGUCCCUGCAGGCUCUGAAAGGAAUAUUAUCUUCGCCCAUGGCCCGAGCAGAGAAGAGCCACACGGCUUGGACGGACCUUCUCCGAAGUGCUUUAACAACAGUUCUUGACUGUUGGGAUUCAGUUGACAGCACACACCAAGGACUUGAUGAAGUCAGUCUACUGACUGCUAUCACAGUAUUCAUUCUGUCUACCAGUCCAGAGGUAACUACCAUUGCGUGCCUUCAGGAGCGCUGUAUUGAAAAAUUUAAGGCUACUCUCAAGAUAAAAGAUCCUAUGGUACAAAUCAAGACCUAUCAGCUGUUACAUUCCAUUUUUCAGUAUCCAAAUCCAGCUGUUUCCUACCCGUACAUAUACUCUUUGGCAUCCUGUAUUGUGGAAAAACUGCAGGAAAUAGACAAGAGAAAACCUGAAGACAGCACUGAGAUGCAGAUCUUUCAGGAGGGCAUAAAAGUCUUGGAAGCAUUGGUUACUGUUGCUGAAGAACAACACCGCUCUCAGCUGGUGUCCUGUCUUUUGCCCAUCCUCGUUUCCUUCCUUUUGGAUGAGAAUGCUCUGGGAACUGCAACUGCAACAAUGAAAAAUGUACACGACUUUGCUUUGCAAAAUCUUAUGCAUAUUGGGCCUCAGUAUUCAUCAGUUUUUAAAAAUGUAAUGGCUUCUUCUCCAGCCCUGAAAGCCCGCCUUGAGGCUGCUAUUAAAGGAAAUCAGGAAAGUGUCAAAGUUAAGUUACCAACAUCUAAACAUAGUAAGAACCCUGGAAAGAAUUCAAGCAUCCAAUUAAAGACCAAUUUCCUCUGAUGUUACUUUUUUGGAACUGUAAGCACCUUAAUGUAAUACCCAAUCAUUUCCUUCCCUUUGGGGACAAAAGUGACAUUUCAGACACAAGUGCACUUGCAAGUCUAGUUGGUUGUGUUUACUUUAAUAGCUGUCAAUUUUCAAAGUGACAGCAAACUUAACAUUUUUGGUGGAGUCUUUUUUUCAUUUAUUGAGAAAAUAGAGCUGACAGAGUUCUUGCCAGGAAUUUCAAAAAAGUGGUAAAGAACUAAAUUUUAUUUAACAGUCUACAGCUUUACAAACAAAAGGGAUUCUCCUAACAGUCUAUAUACACAUGGUGUACUUAAUACUGUGGCAGAUAGAGAUUUGACGCUUAAAUGACCUGCACUUACAUUGUAUCCAAUUAGUGAUUUAAAAUUCUGCCUUGGUCAGUAAUAGCAUUAAAGUUUCCUGUGUUUGUCAAACAAGAUUAAGUGAUUGGAAACCUGUAAAAGAAACUUGGUUUAGAAUUAGCCAAUAAAUAAUUGUACAAAUUAAUCAUAGCCCUAAAGUGUGGCAUAAGAUCUGGCUUCAGUAAAUGUCAUGGUUUUUCACGGUUUAGUUUGUGUUGGGUUCUGAAAAUGAGUUGUAUUCAUUUCUAAAUAGAACAGGGCACCUCCACUUUACUGUUUCUCAGGUGGAUUUUCUGUUACCUCCAUUCCCAACAAUCGGGUUCAUUUUCAUUUGUGGCAAACAUUCAUAUCAAUGAGUUUAAUACCUGUUCAUAUCUAUAUUGUAUUUAGAUCAACUGUGGGUUUAUAUAAAUGCCAAAUUUAGUACAACAGACAUGUCAUCAAGGAAUACAAGUAUUUUUCUUAAUACGAAACAUAUUUUAAUAUAGAAAAAUGUAAUGACAAAGUCUUAUUGGUUGAAAAGUAUUUUUUAACUCUGUUCAUGAUCACUGGCUCUCCUUCCAAAUCCAUGUUAAACUGUAUGAAUCGAGCACUAUGUCAAAAGAAAUGACUUCUCUAUUAAAAAUUACAAAAGGAAGUGAUAGAGGCAUACUCAGAAAACACUUUAACCCCAGCAAGAGCAAUGUGAUGUACUCUAUUUUAUUAUGUUUGUAUAUAAAUACUCUUGUAAAUUGUUGCGAAUAAACACAUUUGACAAAUUCUAACACCACAAUCAAUUUUUCUAAAUACAUAAAUAAAGCUAAUUUUCUGUA